This is a messenger RNA of Malania oleifera, 1532 nucleotides long. RefSeq names its product alpha N-terminal protein methyltransferase 1. The transcript is spliced from 8 exons. Gene Ontology annotation, biological process: N-terminal protein amino acid methylation. NCBI's taxonomy places the organism in Eukaryota, Viridiplantae, Streptophyta, Magnoliopsida, Santalales, Ximeniaceae. The record is from RefSeq and is a predicted model, not a curated record. Gene Ontology annotation, cellular component: cytoplasm. Gene Ontology annotation, molecular function: methyltransferase activity. The coding region runs from base 12 to 1103 and encodes 363 amino acids.
AGUUAAGUUAAAUGAUAGAAAAAUCAAAAUGUCAAUUACCUGCUAUGAACUAUAAAUCUAUUCAAGGUUUUCAAUCCACAUUCAAACAAGAAAAGCUCCAUCUAGAUCAUUUUAAAAAUCUGAUAGAAGAAUUUUUAAACUUUAUUCUAAUUCUGGCAGUAGGACAUACCAAUAAAUUUUUUUGUGACAUUAAUAAAGAAUGUUUGGGUAAAAAUUGUGUAAGGAUAUUUGUUCUCGAGGCUGGACAACAGCGAGCGAGGCAAAUGGAGGCCGGCGGGUUAGAUUCCGGCGGUCGCCAGUUCAAGAACGCCAAAGAGAUGUGGAGAGAAGAGAUCGGAGAAGAAGGAGACCUCCAAAAGAGGGCCGACUGGUACCGUGAGGGUGUUGGCUACUGGCAAGAUGUGGAGGCAACUUUGGAUGGGGUAUUGGGUGGAUAUGGGCUUGUAAAUGAGGCUGAUAUCAAGGGCAGCGAAGCUUUUCUCAAAACCCUGUUGUCCGAGCGCGUUGCGAACGGUGGAAGAAGCCAGCAUUUGGUCGCUCUAGAUUGUGGUUCUGGCAUUGGGAGAGUAACGAAAAAUCUUCUUGUUAAAUAUUUUAAUGAGGUAGAUCUUGUUGAGCCUGUAUCACAUUUCUUGGAUGCUGCCCGUGAAAGUUUGGCACCUGAAAGGCUCAUGGUCCCAGAUUUGCACAAAGCUGCAAAUUUUUUCUGUCUACCACUUCAGGAAUUCACUCCAGAGACAGGAAGGUAUGAUGUCAUAUGGAUUCAAUGGUGCAUUGGGCAGCUUGCAGAUGAUGACUUUGUGUCAUUCUUCAAGAGAGCAAAGGCUGGCCUGAAGCCUGGUGGUUUCUUUGUUUUGAAGGAGAACAUUGCAAGAACGGGAUUCGUGCUGGACAAGGAAGACCGAAGCAUUACCAGGUCUGAUACGUACUUCAAAGAACUCUUUAGUCGGUGUGGACUUCAUCUCUACAAAUCAAAGGAUCAGAAGGAGUUUCCUAAGGAAUUAUUUGCAGUUAAUAUGUAUGCACUGACUACUGAGAGGCCAAAAAGAGCCAACGGGGCCAGUGGCAAAGUGCAUGCUAAUAGACCUGCUGUCAUCAAGUAAGAAUCCUUUUCUGGACUCCGGACGUUGCUGCAGAGUAGCAGUCAAGGAGGCAUUUUCUAGGUAUAGUUGGGGGUGAGGACAAACAUGAUCAUAGGUUGCAUAUGCCUACCAAUGAGGUGUCAUUCUGCCUAUACCGCAUUUGGUCCUCCCAAUUUUGCUGCAUCUAUUUACAUGUAAUUUUUGAAUUUUGCGAUUUUCUCUUGGCACCUGAAAUGGGUGUUCCGUGAGUGUAAUCCCUUUUGCUCUCUUGCAUCUCAGAGGUUGUAGAAUGUUUUCCUUUUCCCCUGCUAGGCUUUCUAAAUUAUUUUGAGGUUGUCUUUGUAGCACAAAUUUCGUACCUUGAAUUUUAAUUUGUAAGAGUUUGCUAAAUUGUGUUACUCAGAUUUACUCAAAUUUAAAUUUAUGGUCUGAAUUCCAUAGUUUAACCAA